AUGGGCUCGAGCGGUGGUUCGGCAUGCAGAGCAAGUACAUCGCGAGCUAAAGGUGGCUCAAACACACACGCCGAUGCCCAAUACGCUGCCACGCGUGAUUCCUCACGCAAAGACAAUGACACUCCUAACCCAGGCCUCGAUCCUCAGUCAGCGCUGAUGCCUGGAAGGGAAGUGAGGGGGAGAGUUUACCUCCCGAUGGUGACCACCUCCGGCGCACAAUUCGAUGCCGCCCGGUUUUACGAUUUAUUGCACUUUGUCGCCAAGGCGACCGAGGGGAAAAGCGCCAUGGAAAGUUUUCCGAUCGAUGAGCAACUUGCUUAG
Molecule: messenger RNA, 321 nt
Organism: Soboliphyme baturini
Lineage: Eukaryota; Metazoa; Nematoda; Enoplea; Dioctophymatida; Soboliphymatidae
Source: the annotation of a GenBank genome assembly